AUGCCUCAAAUGAUAAUAGGCAGUAAUAAUCCGAAUCUCAUAGCUUCGCUAAUAGUGCGCGAAGGAAAAUGGCAGCAACCAAUUGCUGCAAAAACGAGACUAGGAUGGACUAUAUAUGGCGGAUUGGGACGAUCUGGUGGAGGACUCAACCUGCAUCGGUGUCAAUGCGAUCUGGAUUUGCAUGAGAUGGUUAAAAAACAUUUGCUAACGGAGGAAAAAUCACCGCCGAUGUUUACCAAGUCCCCUGAUGAAGAGCGAUCUCUACAGAUUCUGGAGGACACUGUUAGUUACAGCUCGCGGAUGUACACCACGGGAUUGCUUUGGAAAGAUGGUCCCCGUGUAUUUCCAAAUAGCCUGCCGCUAGCAAAACGACGACUCUUAUGCAUGCAAAAGAAAAUGGCAGCAGACCCUCCUUUUGCAAGUGAGCUACAAAACUUGAUAGCUAAAGGAUAUGCCAGAAAGUUGACAGAGGAAGAAGUCCUGGAGAAACCCGAAAAUGCAUGGUACUUGCCCAUUUUUACUGUACGAAAUCCACAUAAACCUGAUCAGAUUGGUGUGGCUACAGGAGUAGCCCUAAAUGAUUUUCUUCUGAAGGGACCCGAUUUACUCGUGCCCUUGCUGCAGAUUAUGUAUAACUUUAGAACGAGAGCAAUUGGCGUGAGCGGUGACAUCGCCGAAAUGUUCCAUCGAAUAGCAGUAAGAGAACAAGACGCUAAAGCACACCGAUUCCUAUGGCAAAAUCAGACAACAGGCGUCAUAGAAACUUUCCAAUUCAAUGUGUUGACAUUUGGAGCCACGUGCUCCCCCUGUAUAGAGCACUAUGUGCGCGACCUGAACGCUAAAAAACACGCAGACGAGUUUCCUUCGGCAGCUAAAGCUAUUCAGAGAAGUCACUACGUAGACGACUACAUCGAUUCAUGCCAUUCAGAAGAAGAAGCCAUUACAUUAGCGAAAGAAGUUAGAGAAGUCCAUGGACGCGGAGGUUUCCAUAUGCGCAAGUGGUGUUCGAAUUCCAAACGGGUACUCGCUGCGCUUCGCGACACAACAACCUACGAAGAAAAACAGUUCUUUAACAGUGAAGAGAUACACUCUUAUGAGAAAAUAUUGGGCAUGCGGUGGAGCCCACGUCAAGAUGCCUUCACCUAUGCCCUAAAGUUUGUACGCCUGAAGCGCAACAUAAUAGCGACAAAAGUCGCACCAACCAAAAGGGUAAUUUUACAAGUUUUGAUGUCAGUUUUUGACCCCAUGGGUUUUGUAUCCUGUAUAAUGAUGUAUCUCAGAAUACUGCUCCAACAAGUUUGGCGAUCGAAGAUUCAUUGGGAUGAGGAAAUACCACCCAAUCUGCAGGAUAUGUGGCAAUCAUGGCUGUCCUUCUUACCCUUGAUAGAGAACUUGCAAAUUCCGGGAUGCUAUUUUAAAAAUUGGCGUGCACAAGACUGCCGAGUUCAAAUUCACGUAUUCGUGGAUGCGGGAGAAGACGCCUACUCUGCCGUUGCGUAUUUCCGUAUCGAAAAAAAUAACCAAAUACUUUUGAGUCUCGUUUCAGCCAAAUCCAAGGUAGCUCCGUUGCAGCCGCCCUCGAUACCCCGUUAG
Molecule: messenger RNA, 1593 nt
Organism: Drosophila willistoni
Lineage: Eukaryota; Metazoa; Arthropoda; Insecta; Diptera; Drosophilidae
Exons: 1
Coding region: 1-1593 (530 amino acids)
Source: RefSeq, a predicted model, not a curated record